AUGGAAACUGCCGCCCAGUGUGGCCGAUUGAGAAUCUGUAGGAUAUACUUCUACGGCAAGUUUGCUUAUUCACAUCAGUUCUAUCCCCUCCCGAGUGCCUGAGGUCUUCGUUUAGCCGGUUACUCUCUUUUUUGGCUCAAGACGCACUCAGUUUGUUCAAGUACCGGCCUGAGUGAGGGCAAAAAUCGUUCGCACUUGUUUCCAUGUCGCCGCCCACCACUUAUUGCUCUUCAUUUACGCACGCAGUGGCAAUGGGCUCCCUCCCCAUUUAAGGCCCUUCGUAGACUAAUGUCAGUCAUAACGUCAACCGACGACUCCCGUACCCACUCCAUUGUAUGAAUAUCUUAGCCACCCAGCGUGCGCAUGGGAGAUGCCGAAGUAUCCUCAUCUUUGUUGUUAGCGAUCUUCAUAUUACCGUUAGCUUGUUCAAUCCCACGGUCCCGUCGGCGUGCUAGCAGCAAUGCCAAUCUGGGCGUUAGUGAUAUACUAGGACUUUUAGGGAACAGGUUAACCUGUCCGCCGUGAACUUGUUUGCAGAAAUGCUCGACUCCGAUACCCGAUAUUUGGUAGGAAACUUGAAAGGGCGCGGCAUCUUAUUUGAUUGCCUGCGCAUUUAUCGGGAGCAAUCGAUACCCACAUCGAUUAGGUUCGUCAGCGCGUUGUGCAUCUCUGCACAUGUGUUUCAUACCAAAACUCGUACUUGCGAACAUUCAACCUCUUAGCAAUGUGGCAUAAAUAUGUCGUAGACCGGGACGAAACUUCCCGUUUAGAAUAUACGCGGGUCCCUGCUUAGGUCAUUUGGGGCACCGUCGGUCAUUAAUCUCUCUCGGCAUUUGGCGUCAUAUAAGUAUGGUAGCGAUGUAAGUACGGAUUUAUCGUGAACUAACAUCCAGAGGAAUAUCAUUACCGUUAGUGCAAGCAUAUCCAACAGGACACUGCAGUAGUCUAAGGAUCCCUGCCUAGAAAUCCUCCGAACUAUCAACUCCUUGGGAGGUGUACAACCUUCGAGAUUGUCGAUAAUAUAUUUUCCCUUAGACCACUCCCUCCGACACACCUACUCUUAAACAGCUGUUUGCGCUGUUCGUAUCGACUCCAAUGUGAAGUUUAGCAUGGAGAUGUGUACAGUCAACUAGAUAUCCACUAUGACCGCGAUUUAAACACCAGCACAGUAUGUGUCCUCGAGUUUUGGAAAUAAAUAAUUACACUUACCAAGCAGCUAGACAAACUGGCACUAACGAGCUUGUCAAGAUCUGCUUAGCCGCAACCUGUGUAGCCGCCGAAAUCAAUUGCAGAAAAAACCCUCCCAAAGACUACAAAUUAAAAUUUUGAGACCUGUCUGUUCAUUGUUUACUGCGUCUGUGAAGGUCUCUCCAUAGUACCAUUGCCCAGCUUUGGGUGGUACACCGCAGCAACGAUAAGGCUGACUAUAGCACGACGUAAUCACAAGUGCGAUCCUCGAUGGCACCGAAUUUUACUAUACGAAUGACUUCGGCCUGACCAGUCGGCACAGCUUCGACAUCAUUCCGGGUACAACUUGCAUCGACCUCAUUGUGGUAGAAUUAUGUGCUGGCGGCCGAAAAGUCAAUAUUAUGCGAUCAGUAGUCUGACAAGCUGCCCGUGGAAACCUGAGCAGCAUCAACAUGUUACUAUGCAGAAUCUUUCCUGUGUGCCCUUUCGUUUUUCGGUGUUAGUGGCGUACUCAUAUUCCACCGAACAUUGCCUAGUACUCUCAUAAACAAGCUGACGGAUACCGUGGUCGUUAGUCACAAUUGAAAAAUCCGCACUAUGAAGGUCCAGGAGUUAGACAUAACUUAUGUUCGCCAGUUCCCCGCUUGAUGUUAUGGUUGACAUCCAGCCCGUAAAGCAAUAGUGCCAAGAGGGCCACUCACGAUCGUUACGCCACGGGCAGAUAGAAGCUAAGUCCUAAAGUAGGCCGCUUCUUUCAGCGCUCCAAUUAGUAAUUUGAAAAAAAUCAAUCCUCAUUUGAUGUCAUACUUCCAGCUGAUAAAUAUAACCUCGUAUGCGCUUUCUGAUUUGCUGAAAAUUGUUCAGUCUGUGUGACACCAGGUCUGCCUAACGGCACGAGGACAGUGCAAACCCUCUUUCUUUCUACGAAGCAAAGACAAGUCCUAGCUCUAUUUUCGUCCUAACUCGGUGGCUGGGCUGUAGAGUAGCGUCCGUCCUACCGGAUUGCUUCUGCAAGUUUGUCCUAAUCAUCCCUGUUAUACCCUAACAUGACAAUCGUCUCUAUUCCUAACCACCCUGGCCACAACCACACAUACAGCAGACGAACAAGGGAUUCAGGUCCAGGUGAUCUUCGUCGGGUACCGGCAAACGUUUUUUGCAGUUUUGCGUCCUACUCCUUCCGGUAAUUAUAACAGUUCUAAUUGAGACGGACAAAAGCGAAUGGGGAACUCGUGCACCCAGCUGAGUGUAUUAGUAGGCCGACCUCCAGAACUUGCGCUGGAUGCUCUGUCGACUGUCCUUCAGUCGGGCGAGGUCACAGGGUACCUUAAGAGUUUAGCGCAUCGUCCUGUACUGUUCUCGGAUGUUCUUGCUGAAAUAAAGUUAAUUUUUUCUCUUUCUUUUUACAGCGGGACUAGCUUUCCUUCCUUUCUUCUGGCUGGUUAAUUCGAUUUGGUUUUUCCGCGACGCUUUUCUGAGCGAGAGCACUCCUGAUAGGAGGCAAUUCCGCUUGUGUAAGUGUCACCCUCUACACCUUCUCUUAACUCAUAACUCUCACCCUAGUUGUCUCCUUGAGCAUUGUUGGUGCGCUCCUGUGGUUUGCCGGACUUCUGACCUGGAAUUUGAUCUAUCAGUCCUAUCGACCUUCGUGGGGAGAGCUUGGUGAUCGCCUCUCUUUUAACAUCCCUGCGGGAGUCUUGUAAGCCCUCAUGGCUCCGACCACUCCUCUUGAAAUCUCAGAGCUUCUACAAAUUGAAGGAGUAGUGUGUAGUGUGAAGCAGCCCGUACAACGUGAUAAAAACAAUAUUUUGAUAUCGUCAAAACUGAAAGUCAUGGUAAGCCUUUUUUCCGUAAAUGUUUUAAGGAGAUCUGCUAGUGCAAAAUUUUAAGGCAUGCAGCGACUUGUACCGUCGACACUAGAGAAUUCCGAAAUUUUCUGCUGACAGUCAUAUCUAUACUUCCGUGCAGUGCCGACUGAUGUUCUAUGACCUUUACGCCCUCGUUGACUUCAUUUCGUUGUUGUUGUUUAUAAUCAUAGCACGCGAAGGCCGGGGCCUAGCUGCAUUCUUUGACGUCAGAGUCUCAAUAGAAUCCAAAUUUAUCAUUUGUGUGUUGCUAGGUUUGCCUUUAGCACAAAAGCUACCACUACUUAUCAUUAGUUCUGUCAAGCUCGGACAUGAAUUCGCGUUUCCAACAUCGAACAAAAAGUUCCAAUCAUAUGUCGUCAUUUGCUUAGCCGUUUCUUCUUUAUUUUUUUUCAACAUAUUUUAGGAGCAGGUAUUCAUAUGCAAGGCUGCAAUUGACCGACUGCUCGGAGAGGCCAGCUCUAAAAUCGACACACAGACUGACAAUGACGAACUGUUUCUGUGGAUUCAUGGUGUUGGCAUAGGAGCCAUUGAUCGGGCCAUAGAAGUGGCCCAUAACCUGUCUACCAAGUUUUUUCCCAACCAGUUAAAAGUGUUUCUCUUUACGGAAAAUUUGGAUCUCUCGGAAGAAGUAAGCCGUUUUGGUCAAUUUAUUACCUCUAGUCAUAAUUGUUCCUUUAUAUGGGAGAGGGUUUUCAUCAACGGCCUCCAAACUUCCCAUUCCUGUUUGACCUUAAUGCUGCAUGCUUCCAAGUGAGGACACACGUUGAACACUCCACUGUUUAUUUUUUGCGAAAGCUCGCUGGAAUUGACGAUCGUAGAAUACGUAGUGUGCGCAUGCGGUCGCUGACCCUCGUAGGUCUGUGCGACUGAGUUACCACAAAUACCCUUGCUAUCAAUAACUAGCAGACGCAUGUGGUGUCUAUGAAAUAUCUUGACUCGGGCACUAGUUGCCCAGCACGACUCCAUUUGGGGACUAAGAUCUCACGUGAAGACGAUAGUUUGGGUCAGAAUCAUAGGUAUUCUUAGGAAGUCGCUGAGUAAGUUGCGUAGUAAUUGCCAACCAAAUCAGGGUAGGUGCAUCCCCCUCUAUAUAAUUGGUUUUAAAUGCUUGCUGGUGUCACGUGUCAUCUGUCUGUCUGUCUGUCUAUCUCUCUUUUAUUAGGAAGGGAUUAGUGGCCUGUGUGUUAUUUAAGUCACAAAAGCUGCCAUUUUGUCGGUCAAGUCUUUUGCUCAUGGUUGUAGCACUUCUGUGCUGCCAUGAAUCCACGAAAAUAAUCUGACACUUCAGGUUUUUCUUCUGUUGCCUGGCCAUGUCUGGCUGUAAUAACUAGUAUCCGUUUACUCAAUGUUUUUGUGUUUUAUACGCAAUCUUCCAAAAGUUUUGCUGUUGAUAUCAAUGACUCUACGUAUACAAUAAUGAUCCACCGCAACCUUAAUGUCUUCCUCAAAUGUAGCUAAUCCGUGUCAACAAGGCGGGCGAGGUCAUCGAACGGGAAAACCGCACAACCAAACCUGCGAUUCACAUUCGUGUUUCAGUUUUGUGUCCCUCUCCAUCCCCGGUACAAGACGCUCUAACCUGCCCAGGCUCUGAGUUCCCUGUCCCUCUGCAUAACUGCACAGUCUUUCAUUUUGCCUGAUCACAUAGCCUUUUGUAAAUGGUGUGAAACCAAUAAAACCCAGUCUGCGUCAUAGUCUUCGUUUUUGAUUUUAUAUCUCGCAAUCGUUGCUGAGGUGCUCCUUCACGCCCGCUGUAUACGUAUGCGUUUCCCCGAGCAGGUAUGGCAGUUUCUAUUAGUAGACGUUGACAACUUACUGACCCUAGGUAGUAUAGAGUUCCCGACUUCGUGGUCUCAGGACCUCAAGUCGUCCCGCGCACCAAGUCAUGUUUCCCUUACCAAGGCUUCUGUCAGAGGAGCUGGGGGAGGGUAGGAACUCUCGCUGUUCUCCUUAUCUGCAUACUGCUCAAGUCGUGGGCCUUCAGUACCCGUUAGAUUGUGUGUUCAAUGUCGAAUCACAAGUGAUUCUGACGAGUCUCGGCAAUAUUUUCGUGGAGAGCGCACUGUGGACUGUGCGGGAAUUUGAACUACUAACAUGGCCGUCCCUUUUGACCCAUCUGAUGACAGCAAUUUACUUGUGCUUGGUAAGGCUGGGAUCAUGCCUUAUUCAGCCGGCCUCGAUGAUGUCACUUAUUGUACCUCCACGCGUGACGAGCUGCGGUAACGGAUCUGGACAGCUCGACCCAUUCCCUUCUCCAGUGACGUAGACCGAAGGUUUAAAGGGCCGCUUCCAUGUCUUGACAAUCUGUCUCUUGAGUUGACCUCUUUGACGCCUCCAGGUGGGCAACGGUGCCGGAUCGAGGGCGGUAAUACUGACUUUGUGGGAUGGCAACAGCAUGCUGUGUCCGUUUGGCACUGUUUGAUUGCUGUCGUUUUAGUUCGAAAGCUGGUAUUUGUCCGGUGAGUCCACGCCUCAAUAUUAGACGUAUAAAUUCUUUUGAGUACCUCCAGUUCAACCAACCUGAAUUUAUUUUUGGGUUUGAGUCAGGCUGUACUUGUUUAACAUCGUCAAACUGGUCGCAAUAAGUCGCUGCUCGCUGGACCUCCCCUCUUCUCGGCUCUGGGCUUUUCUCCCAGCACAUUCGUCUUUGAUUCUAGGGAUGUAUGACUUGUUGGAUUGAAAAUGCUCCCCCCCCCCACAGCAAAGGCAAGUACAUGUCAUCGCCGGUUUGAUUAUAUCUGCUUUUGCAGGACUCGGCGUGACGGUCAGGUAGUGCGCAGGGUAACAUCAUUUCCGAAUGUGCCGCUUUCACGGUAUAUAAAUGUACCAAGCAACUAAAAAGUUGCAGUAUUGCCUGAAGGACAUAUACUUGACUCGUAAAUUUGUGGGGAAGCAUCCCGGUCUUCUAUGUUGCUGGAUGCUAGGCUCGUUUCCUAGAACGUUUUCAAGAGCCGAACAGUGGAAUCAAGGCCCAACUGCCAGAAGUCAAGAUCAUCUAUCUGGUGAGUGCUUGUGAAUCCACUGCCUAGCUCUUGAGCGGCCUGCACUAUGAGGAAUGAGCGACUUCUAGAAUACCCCAACUUCCUCGAGCUAGGAGCGGUAUUCAUAGUCUUUAAUGGAUUGUGGAAUAUAACACAGGCGUUCUGCUUUGCUCUACAACUCUGGGCCCAAGUCUCAUGUUUACCCGGUCUUGAGUUAAGGUAUGGCUUCGCGAUGAAAAGUAAAAUGCUGGAAGUGACUGCCCAACUGUUCUUUGUUUUCGUUGGCGUGUCGUCUCUGUGAACGUUUGUGUUAUAUUGGUGAGUCUGACGCUUUUUACUGCUGGAGGACUGAUGCUUGGAUAGAUCUGUUAAAGAAAGUUCUAAAGGAACACUUGGCAUCUAAACUACCUGAUAUGUAUACUCUCAGUGAGGAAAAGAGGACACUUUGAAAAAAACUAUUUUAUGGUCCUCCACGAAGUUAUCAAAAACCAGUUUUUUGCAAAUAAGUAAAUGUGCCAGUGAGCGAGGUGCUGUGCGUUGGGAAGGAUAUGCCUGAGGCGUAAGGAUCAACUUUUAGACGGAAAUACUACGUAUGUUCACUAAGACACUCACUGGCUCCUUAUUGAUCUCGACUUCCUGAUCAGAGAACCGGCGGCGAUAAGUUGCUGACAGCUUCUUCUGAUAGGUUUUUUCCCUUAGCAUUUGCGUUUGGGUAUCUAGCAUAGUGUUAGGUAAUUGGACUUGGAUAUUAGUAACUGACCAAGACAGCCUUCAGUGAAAUUGACCGGUAUCUCCACGAACUACAAACCAUAUAACCCAAGUCCAUCCACAGAAUCUGGCCGUGGUUUCACCGCUGCCCACCUCUUUUUCAGCACUGACUGAUGCUUUUCGUCAACACAUAAUGGCCGCCAUGACCUCCCUGAACUCGAGCAUUGUCUUCUGGAACGAGGUGGAGAUAAUUCCACGCAGCAUCCUCCUUAUUUCCUCCGGAGCGGGUGGCGAUCGUCUCCUCUUCUGGCAUCCAGUUGUCGCCAGCCACUCGGGCAACAGCCAAAAGGUCUCUACAACCAGCUGCGGGGAACGAGAACAGACCAAGCCAAAGUCCAGCAAUGAAACAGUAGGCGCUAGCCAGCGCUUGUAAGUCGGUUUCUCCUGUCCUGCGCGCUCUGUUACACCCUUUUGUCACCUAUGAGUGUCGUUUGAUUGUCGCAGGACGGUUGUCACCUGUACAGGUAGAAUCUUUCUUCCCUCCUUGCAUUUGAAGGGUAGAUUAUUUGAUAGCGGCACAAAUCAAAUCUAGUCAAUUUGAGCCAGCUGUCGCUGGAAGAGAUCGCUAAUGAUCAUACCUCAUAGUGUCCUAGUUGCUAAUUGUGACGGAAAUUGUGCCCUUUCAUAUUUUCUUUUGACCUCAUCUCAUGCAGGAAGCAGGCCUCCGAAAUAUUCCCCGCAGCGUCGCAUCCCCAGCCCUCGGCGCAUGUGAGCUCUUAUCCUGCCAUUAAUUGAACAUUGCUGUUAGAUGCCCAUUUGUGAUCCAGCGGGUACGAAUAUCCGCCGGUUUUUUUAUGUGAUCAUUACGCGAACACUUCAUGCCUCCCCGCUUUUCACUUGGUCUGCAAGCAACCCGCGCCGGCCCGUUCUCUGGAUUCGAACCAGCGUUCCCUUUGUCGUAUGGCACCCUCUCAUUACCAGAAGGUAUUCAUAUGAGCGAUGAACGCGGAUCCACCCCUUCCACUGCUGUAUUUAAUACCGUAUCUACUACACGGAAUUUCGUGGAUAACUUCUUCCUAGCCGAGGUAUCCGACACAGUCCUUGGGGGUGUUCUGGUUGAACGCCUAAAGCUUUUGUGACCUCAUGGUAAUUCCUUAACCUAUUCGUGCACCACCAGGCACAUUAAGCAAGACGCAACCCACAGAGUCCUGAAAAUCAAAUGGAACGAGGCCCCACGAGUUUCUAUAUUUGAAGGCGCAUUUUACUGCACAUGUGAUAUCUGACUCGUGAAACCGCGCAUAGUUUUUCGUCAGACGUCGUUAAACUUUAAGUUUAUUCACCGGACCUUUUCAGGUGUGGUCCUCGCAAUAAAUAUUCCGCUCUUGUUUCUCAUAAAUCCAUUAGACGGUACUGGGCUAGAUAGAAGCUCACCUUCGACUCUUCGGAAUAUCAGAUGACCAUCCGAACAACCUGACAAGUCAUAGUCUGUGUGAAAAUUGUGUGUUUUAGUGGUGCAGAUCAUUAGGUUUAAGGAGAUCACAGAUCCAAAAAACUGCCGUCCUGGAGCAAACUCCAAUUGUCAAUCUAUUAUCUGGGCUACCAGGUGACCGUGGCCGCUAAGAAAACUUAAUACUGAUGGAAAGACAACCGAGAAAGCUACAGACACAAGCCGACGACCACUGUACACACUGUGCGAACUAUUCGAGCGUGAGGGCUGUCGACAAAGUACCAUGCAGUAGACGCGUGCAAAUCAAGGGUGUCUGCCUCUGCCUCAUCAUGAGAAAUAGCGUUAAAUAGGGAGGGGGGGAGUAGGGGAGAUAAUCCAUCCUUAUUGUCCAUUGACAUCUUAUGGGCCCAAGAUUGGUUAUUGACAACAAAGGAAAUUCGAUAAGGUUUCUCUGUGAGCACCCUCGGAUUACUCAUCGGUAGAGAUGUCAAUCUACAUAAUCCCAAAGGAUAAGCGGAACGGGAUUGAACCAACCACGAUCCGGUAAUAUGCUUUAUUGAAAUCGUAUUUGUGCAAACACAAAUUACCCAUAGAGUUAUUUUACUUGAACAGGUUGAGAUUUAUAACAUACUUGACAGCAAAGGUAAUAGCUAAAAACCUGGAAUUCCCUGUAUGCUUUCUGGUGGAUACUCCAGUUUCAAAAUUGCAGAUUUUUCAUUUUCUCAGAAAUUUGCCGUUAACUUGGAGUAGGUCAGCCUAUUUGAGAAGUGUAAGCUCAGACUUAAAUUCGAUAUGAGUAUUUAGGUCGAAAUCCAUCAGCCACGGCGUAAUGACCGCAUAACAUUCAUAAACUCCUAAUAGGCACUCAGUAGUACAUGCAUAGGCCGCAUGAUGUACUCUAUAUGGUUAGAUCACCUUUCCACACUUAUACUUCAAACCUAAAGUAGUUCGCCUACUUCUCGAGUGCAUUACUUUUGCCGCGUCGGACUUAGCCUAAGACCAUUUUUAAUAAUGUAGCCGCCUGGUAAUGUCAGCCAAUCUCCUAAUGGCAGUCGUUCAGCUAUCCUAAACAGUGAACAUAUAUUACUUCAAGCUGCAGAAUCGACAUCGUAAAUAAAUAAAGAUGUCAAGCCCUCCAAGAGGGGCUACUUAGACCACUUGCAGCCCUCAAUUACGUUUGAAAAUCUCAAAGUUGUUACGGCGAAGCCGCCCUUAUUGUCGAGGAGAGCUGAGAGGAGAGUUCAAAAUAUUGCGUAUUUUGGUUAUCGAGCCUGUUGGAUUUACCAAAACUGCUCCACAUCAUCUUCUCAGGUGCCACACAAGGGGAGGUCUCCUCUCCCCCCGCCCUCGUUGGACAGCAUUCCUUUGCUCGCAGGUUGUCCACCCGUCGUCACUGCUCCCGUCUCCGCGCCGCCCUCUACCAACCCGCACUCCACCGUGCUCGCAGGUAGUGGUGGUGGUGGUGGUGGCGGACAGGUUGGGCACUUGAGCAACUCAGUCUCCAGCACUGUGGUCGGUUCGCCCUCCCAACUCGGCGUCAGUCCUGCCAUGGAGGCAUCAGCACCCGACAUGUUUACCUCAAUGGGCCGGAGUUCGGUUCCCGCCUGCAGUUCUACCGCUUCCACUGCUGAAAUGCUCGUCGAGGGCAUGCCUGUCAGCUCCCUUCUCAGCCUCCUACAUCCCUCUACGCAGCAGAUGCAGCAUAAAAUUUACGUCAAGGUAGAUAGAUAA
Molecule: messenger RNA, 9917 nt
Organism: Spirometra erinaceieuropaei
Lineage: Eukaryota; Metazoa; Platyhelminthes; Cestoda; Diphyllobothriidea; Diphyllobothriidae
Source: the annotation of a GenBank genome assembly